This is a messenger RNA of Gastrolobium bilobum, 531 nucleotides long. Its product is annotated as cell wall / vacuolar inhibitor of fructosidase 1-like. Bases 1 to 531 code for a protein of 176 amino acids. The transcript has a single exon. Gene Ontology annotation, molecular function: enzyme inhibitor activity. NCBI's taxonomy places the organism in Eukaryota, Viridiplantae, Streptophyta, Magnoliopsida, Fabales, Fabaceae. Gene Ontology annotation, biological process: negative regulation of catalytic activity. The record is from RefSeq and is a predicted model, not a curated record.
AUGGCAAACUUGAAGCACCUAUCUCUGAUCUGCAGCAUUGUUGUUCUAGCUAUAAUUUCAAUGCCACAAGGUCACUGCAGAGUUUUUCAACCAAACGAUGUGAGACUCAUAGAGCAAACAUGCAAGCAAACACCACAUCCUGAUCUUUGCAUUAAACUCCUUGAAGCAGACCCUCAUAGCUCAAGUGCAGAUGUCAACGGCCUAGCACUAAUAUUGGUGAAUGUAAUCAAAGCCAAAGCAAAUGAUGUCUCAAACAAAAUCAAGGAACUUCUUAAAGGGAGAGGGGAUAAGAAAGCCUUGACUUCAUGUGCUGACAACUACAGUGCAAUUUUGAUAGGGGAUAUUCCAGAAGCCACUCAAGCUCUGCAGUUUGGAAACCCCAAGUUUGCAGAAAAUGGGGUUAGUGAUUGUACUGUUGAAGCCACCUCUUGUGAGGAGGGCUUCAAUGGGAAAUCACCUCUCACCAAUGAAAACAAUAGUAUGCGUGAUGUUGCAGACGUUACAAGGGCUAUUGUUCGAUUAUUGCUUUAG